Manis javanica (Malayan pangolin) is the source of this 3267-nucleotide messenger RNA. RefSeq names its product deltex E3 ubiquitin ligase 1 (gene DTX1). Lineage: Eukaryota; Metazoa; Chordata; Mammalia; Pholidota; Manidae. Gene Ontology annotation, biological process: protein ubiquitination; Notch signaling pathway. Gene Ontology annotation, molecular function: zinc ion binding. The record is from RefSeq and is a predicted model, not a curated record.
CUUCCUCAGAGGUCUCUGCCUUCUGGCCUAGGUCUGCCUACCACCUGGGAGACAGGAUGCUCUUCCUAUCCCACCCGCCUGGAGCAGGCCCUGGACAGAGCCACGAAUGUGAAGAUGACUAGGAUUCAAGCAGGCGACGCGUACAUCCUACUCCAUGCCUUGAGCCCUGCGUGGGGUCGGGACGCCUCCUGGGAUUCCAGGUGGGCCUAGCUGAGGAUUUGGGGCGCCCCGGGACUCGCGUGUCAGCGCGGCGGGCACCCAGGGCCACGAUCUGUCUCCGCCCCUUCCUCUUUCUCCGCCCCCUCCCUCUUCCCUCCCCUGAGCGCGGCCACAGCCGCCUCCCACCCGCGGGAUCCCGGCGUCCGCCAGCCGCUCACGCGUCCGUCGGUCGGCGGGGUCGUCUGUCCGCGCGCGGAGCACCCAGCGCCCCGGCGCGGCGGCCUCAGGGCCGGGGAGGAAAAGGGCGCGGAGGCGGGACCGCGGCUCCCUCCCACUCCGGGGGGAGCCCCGGAGGCGGCGGUGCUAAAGCGCGAGCCGAAGAAGGCAGACCAGAGGAGAGGCGGUCGCGAGCACGAGUGGGGUGGGGUGUGCCCACGGGCCCCCGCCCCCCUCGGCGCCCGCCCAGCUCCUGAGCUGCUGCAGGGUGGGCUGGCCAGGGCACGCGCUGCACCCUCGCCGGUUCGGUCUUCAGCCACAGAGGCCCUACAGGACACGGUGUGGAGCAGGAACAAGGGGGACAGGGACGCCCCUUCAGCAGGAGCCGUCCGGGGGGCGGGCCCGAGACAAGCCAAGCAACCCCACUGGAAGCAGGCACAGGGUCUGGGACGCAGUUAAGAGCUCACAGGGCUGGCCGGGCGCCGCAGAGAGCGCAGGCUGGGCUUUUACCUCCUGGGUGACAGGCCCUGUGCUGCCAGAAAGAGGACAGAGAACAGAGACCAGCAUGACCUAGAGUAGGGGCGCUGCCUACUUCCUUACCUGAGCCCAGGGAGCCAAGGAAUUUAUAACAAUUACCCAUCGUAAGAAAGGCAUUUGCUGUCCAGAGCAGCCCCCUUUAACGGAGACAGCACUGCAGGCAAGGGGUCCUUGGAGCCUGAACACCACCCCACAUUCCUUUUAACUGAGGCCUCUUGGUGUCAGGAGGUAGAAAGGCUGGGCAGUUCUUGCUGCUGCACUGGGGAGAGAGGACGUUCCCUGCCUGAUCCCAGGCCCAGAAGAGCUGGGCCCAUAAUAGUGGGGUCCUGGCCCCGGAGGCAGCAGCGGCCAUGUCACGGCCAGGCCAGGGGGGGAUGAUGCCAGUGAAUGGGUUGGGCUUCCCACCGCAGAAUGUGGCCCGGGUGGUGGUGUGGGAGUGGCUGAAUGAGCACAGCCGCUGGCGGCCCUACACGGCCACCGUGUGUCACCACAUUGAGAACGUGCUGAAGGAGGAUACACGCGGUUCCGUAGUCCUGGGGCAGGUGGACGCCCAGCUGGUGCCCUACAUCAUCGACCUGCAAUCCAUGCACCAAUUUCGCCAGGACACAGGCACCAUGAGGCCCGUGCGGCGCAACUUCUACGACCCGUCGUCGGCGCCAGGCAAGGGCAUCGUGUGGGAGUGGGAGAACGACGGCGGCGCCUGGACGGCCUACGACAUGGACAUCUGCAUCACCAUCCAGAACGCCUACGAGAAGCAGCACCCGUGGCUCGACCUCUCGUCGCUCGGCUUCUGCUACCUCAUCUACUUCAACAGUAUGUCGCAGAUGAACCGCCAGACGCGCCGGCGCCGCCGCCUGCGCCGCCGCCUGGACCUCGCCUACCCUCUCACUGUCGGCUCCAUCCCCAAGUCUCAGUCGUGGCCCGUGGGUGCCAGCUCGGGCCAACCCUGCUCGUGCCAGCAGUGCCUGCUGGUCAACAGCACGCGUGCGGCCUCCAACGCCAUCCUGGCCUCACAGCGCCGCAAGGCGACCCCGGCACCCCCAGCGCCGCAGCCCCCGGGAGGGCCACCUGGCACCCUCGCGGUGCGCCCCAGCGCCACCUUCGCCGGCGCCGUGCUCUGGGCCGCGCCCUCGGCCGGCCCCGCCGAGCCCGCGCAGCCCCCUGGAGCGCCCCCGCGGAGCCCCAGCGCCCCCCGAGGGGCGCCCACGCCCGGGCAGAACAACCUCAACCGACCUGGGCCCCAGCGCGCCCCCAGCGUGAGCGCACGUGCCUCCAUCCCGCCGGGGGUCCCGGCGCUUCCGGUGAAGAAUUUGAAUGGUACCGGACCGGUCCACCCGGCUCUGGCAGGCAUGACAGGGAUCCUGCUGUGCGCCGCCGGCCUGCCCGUGUGCCUGACGCGGGCCCCCAAGCCCAUCCUGCACCCCCCGCCCGUGAGCAAGAGCGAUGUCAAGCCCGUGCCCGGAGUGCCCGGGGUGUGCCGCAAGACCAAGAAGAAGCACCUCAAAAAGAGUAAGAACCCCGAGGAUGUGGUUCGAAGGUACAUGCAGAAGGUGAAGAACCCACCUGAUGAGGACUGCACCAUCUGCAUGGAGCGGCUGGUCACAGCAUCUGGCUACGAGGGCGUGCUUCGGCACAAGGGCGUGCGGCCUGAGCUCGUGGGCCGCCUGGGCCGCUGCGGCCACAUGUACCACCUGCUGUGCCUCGUGGCCAUGUACUCCAAUGGCAACAAGGAUGGCAGCCUGCAGUGCCCCACCUGCAAGGCCAUCUAUGGGGAGAAGACAGGCACUCAGCCACCAGGGAAGAUGGAGUUCCACCUCAUCCCCCACUCGCUGCCUGGCUUCACUGACACCCAGACCAUCCGCAUUGUCUACGACAUCCCCACAGGCAUCCAGGGCCCUGAGCAUCCCAAUCCAGGCAAGAAGUUCACUGCAAGAGGCUUUCCACGCCACUGCUAUCUGCCCAACAACGACAAGGGCCGGAAGGUGCUGAGGCUGCUCAUCACGGCCUGGGAGCGGAGACUCAUCUUCACCAUCGGCACGUCCAAUACCACGGGCGAGUCGGACACUGUGGUGUGGAACGAGAUCCACCACAAGACGGAGUUUGGAUCCAACCUCACGGGCCACGGCUACCCAGAUGCCAGCUACCUGGACAAUGUGCUGGCCGAGCUCACAGCCCAGGGUGUGUCUGAGGCUGCAGCCAAGGCCUGAGGCCCAAGGCUGCCCACCUUCCCUCCUGCUUUGCCCCUGGUCCGGUACAUGCCUCCAUCCACCAGCUGUGUCCUGGUGGCCCAGGUUCAGGGCUAGGGAGGAGCCUGCAGAAGGAGCCGGAAGUGUCCCAGGGAUUUGGUGGCAGGUG